Messenger RNA from Copidosoma floridanum, 1469 nucleotides. Its product is annotated as pentatricopeptide repeat-containing protein 2, mitochondrial. Gene Ontology annotation, biological process: mitochondrion organization; multicellular organism development; regulation of mRNA processing. Lineage: Eukaryota; Metazoa; Arthropoda; Insecta; Hymenoptera; Encyrtidae. Gene Ontology annotation, cellular component: mitochondrion. The record is from RefSeq and is a predicted model, not a curated record. Gene Ontology annotation, molecular function: RNA binding.
CUCUCCUCUUUAACAUAUUUUACUCUCUUCAUGUUUUUCAACACCAAAGCUAUAUAAUAGUCGAAGUUUUGUAAUUAUCGUUAAAUAUACAAGUCCAUUGUCGCCAUAUCGUUGAAAUUAAAUUAUUUUCAAGAUGGCAUUGUUGGUGGGAAAUCUUACCAAAAGUAGUUUGAAGCUACUGGCUAACAAUGUUAUGAAACAGUUGAUGUUUAAUGCAUCAAGGCCAUUGUAUUCAGCAAACAGCAUGGGUAUAAAUGGCUACUUGAAUGCCAGAGAGUACGUGAAGUCUCAGUUCCAUAACAUUGAUCACAUGUUUUACAAUAAAAUGAAAGACUUUGUGGACAAGAAGGAAGAUUCUAUGAUCUUCACUGAAGAUUUGAAAACGAUGCUGCACAUUUGUGAAAAAAAGAUGGAAGAUUUGGAACUUUUGUAUAAAAUGUUGAUAAAAUACAAGUCUCAAAAUAACUUGAGGUUUGGUAGUUUCAUCUUUGGCACAGUUGUCAUGAGAUUGUUGUACCAUCUAGAUGAACCAGACUUUGCCUUAAAAGCAUUUAUGGAUCCGAAAUUAGAUGGUUUCUUUGACCAAAUUAUGACUCAUCAGUUGCUCAUGGAUUUAUUAUAUAAUCAUGGGCGAUACAACGAUGUCAUUGCAGUCUAUGACGUGACCAAGUCUAAAAAUAUUAAUGGCAUAGUUCAUCCUAAGAAUCCUUUCAUCUUAGUUAUGGCAGCUUGUUAUCAAGAGAAUACACCACAGAGCUUAAAAUAUGCAAAGGAUUUAUUUACGGAAGCACAAAACAGGGGUUACGAAUUUCCUAGAAGAUCAAUCACAUUUUUAGCUGCUUUAGCUCUCAAACAGAAAGAUGCAGUCACCGCUUUGGAAGUUGCAGCAUUAGCCAGAAAUGUCAGAUACAUCGACAUCAGAUGUGUUAAAGUCGUCGCCUUUACUCAUAUGGAACGUAUCGACGAAAUUAUGGUGUAUUUCCGUGAGUCUCUGCAAAAUGACUCGGAUACAAGGCGAAAACAAUGCUACUUCCACGAUACCAUCGAAGAGGUAGAAAAAUUCAUUGAACAUAAGAAAUUAGAUGAAAAUCAUGAUCUUGUAAAAAUGUUGAAACAGCUCAAACUUCACGAUUACGUUCAGACUGGUACUUUACAUGACCACAUUACGGCAACUAUUGAAAGUGUGAAAGUUGCUGGCAAACCUUGGCAACAAUCCUAUGGUCAAGAAAACUUGACACCCAACCGAUUCAAAGACAAAUUUAGGCAUCAAGAAAGAGAAAGAAGAGACGACAGAAUAUAUAGCGCAGGAUUAAGAGACCGAGCCUAAUCGUGACGUUGAAAACAUAGAAACUAUUAAUUGACAUGAUUCAAUUAUUUAUAAGGAUUUUAGAAUACCUGAAUUCUGUAGAAUGAGACUAUGAACUAAAAAUUUGUAAGUUAGAAAUGAAAACCAUCUUCUUUUUAUAAAA